Molecule: messenger RNA, 1304 nt
Organism: Pseudogymnoascus destructans
Lineage: Eukaryota; Fungi; Ascomycota; Leotiomycetes; Thelebolales; Thelebolaceae
Exons: 1
Coding region: 474-1145 (223 amino acids)
Source: RefSeq, a predicted model, not a curated record
CUUCCCAUUCUUCCCAUUCUUCCCAUUAAUCAUUAAUUGCAGUCGUAUUUGUACACUAAAUAACAUCAUAUAUCAUAUGUAACCGAUCAUCCAACAUCCAACAUCCAACAUCCAACAUCCAACAUCCAACAUCCAACAUUCAUCCCCAGCGAAUCUUAAAACGAAGCAAGGGGGCGCGCGCAUAGACCUGUCACGCCCAAUGUGAUUCAGAAUUUCCCGAAAUGGCAAGAAGCAAUUUGCCUCAUUCAUGUUUGGUGGCGCCGGUUGCCGUCCUGAGCCGCUCAGUUGGGGAAAGAGGAAAGAGGGAAGGUAGGUUUUUGGAUAAAGUCUAGCUGCGCCGCUUCUUCCCUCUUGUUUACUUAACAUCGGGUUUUCGUUCUGCUUCAUCACAAUCGUUACUCAGUGUAGUUCCGGUCGUUACACUUCACACUCACUCACUCACCAUCACAACAUCCCCCCAACAAACAAUCAAGAUGUUCAACUCCCUCCUCCUCACCACCGCCACCCUCCUCCUCCUCACCACCCCCAUCCACGCCGUCUGCGGCGUCCACACCUUCGGCCACUGCGGAGACAUGAUCACGCACUGGUACGACCCCCUCACCGGCGAGAUCUGCGACCCCGUCGAAUGCGGCGGCGGCCGGGCCCCCCCCAAGACCAACGUCCCCGGCUGCGGCACCAUCCCACUCGGCCCUGCAUCAUACCUGUCGUGCUGGACCCCCGGGUUCACCGGCGCGCCCGGCCCAGCGACGGUGGUGGAGCAGUCGACUACCGAGGCCGCGGCGCCUGAGAAGACGACGGCGGCGGAGAUGCAGUCGACGAUUGUGACUUCGCAGGCGGCGGAGACGCUGGUGACAAAGGAGACGACGAAGGAGACUACGGCGGUGGAGAGUAAGGAGGAGAGCAGCACAGUGGUGUCGACGAAGGCUGAAAGCAGCCCGGAGACGACGGCGCCGGCUGUGCUGCCGAGUGGACAGACUGGUGCGCAGACUGGGGCGCAGACUGGUGCGGCGAAUGGGACAGUUACUUCGAGCUCGACUUCGAGACCGAAGACGACGGAUGGUACGGGUGCGGGUGCGGGUGCGGUUGUGAGGGGUUCGGUGAUGGCUGUUGUGGGUGCUGUGGUUGGUGUUAUUGUGCUUGUUUAGGAGGGAUAUGGGGCGAUGUAGGAUAGGAUGGGGUUGUAUGAGCGGGCGAUACCUUGUAAGGGAGAUAGCAUGGGAUGUAAGGGGUUGUAUAGGCGUGUAGUAAUAGUUCUAGGCUGCUACUAUGCUCCUAUGCAAUCCCCUAUUUAACAUACAGAAUCU